Molecule: messenger RNA, 957 nt
Organism: Penicillium paradoxum
Lineage: Eukaryota; Fungi; Ascomycota; Eurotiomycetes; Eurotiales; Aspergillaceae
Exons: 2
Coding region: 1-957 (318 amino acids)
Source: RefSeq, a predicted model, not a curated record
AUGGAGCCUAUCCGCAAAGUCGCACUCUUAGGGAGGGGGAUGUUGGGAUCAGCGGUGCUUGCGCAGCUCAUAGAUGCUGGCUUUCAAGUCACAGUUCUGAGUCGUACAGCGAGCUCGAUGGACGAAUCCCAUUCUAGCGUCAGGACCAUGCAAGUCGAUUAUUCGUCAAUCGACAAGCUUGUGACAGCUCUCCAGGGCCAGGAUGCUGUAGUAUCCACCGUCGGUACCUCCGGCAUUAGUAUCCAGAAGACAGUGAUUGAUGCUAGCAUUCGAGCUGGCAUCAGACGCUUCAUCCCUUCGGACUUUGGAGCGCUUACGACCAGACCGGGAGCAGAGUCACUUCCACUCAACGCACCGUGGAUAGAGAUACAGAGUUAUCUCACAGAAAAAGCGCUCGGCGGACAAAUCGAGUACACUCUUUUUGCUGUCGGGCCCUUCUUGGAAUUCGUCAUGUCAAUGCCGUUUUUGAUCGACCUGCAGACGCAGAUAGCCACCGUAUAUGACAAUGGCACGCAUCCUUUCAGCUCAACCAGUGUGUCAAGUGUUGGGAAGGCCAUAGCCGGCGCUCUGAAAAACGCCACAGCAACCAAGAAUCGUUUGGUUAGCGUUCAUGACACUGUCCUGACGCAAAAUCGAGUUUUGCGUCUUGCAAAGAAAUAUUCAGGGCCUGAUAUCGAAUGGGUUGAGAAUCCAGUGGAUGCAGCGAUUGAGCUUGAUACAAUUCUUACGAAUACCAAGCAAGGUGAUUUGGAUCUCUUCAAGACACUUGCGCUACUCAAAGCCGCGCUGCUGAGCGGAAGAUUCGAGACUGAAUUCAAGGCCGUGGACAAUGAUCUUGUCGGAGUCCCCAUUAUUUCUGAGGAUGAAUUUGAGAAUAUUUUUGCCGCGGCCUUCAAGCCAAAUCAGAUGAUUACGCAUGAUGAACUUCAGUCAAAUAUUGAGGGUAUUCAAGGGUAG